Molecule: messenger RNA, 1015 nt
Organism: Aspergillus heteromorphus CBS 117.55
Lineage: Eukaryota; Fungi; Ascomycota; Eurotiomycetes; Eurotiales; Aspergillaceae
Exons: 5
Coding region: 407-1015 (202 amino acids)
Source: RefSeq, a predicted model, not a curated record
CGCUGAUCGCAAAAUCUACCGAAAGGCCCUUGCCUGGCCAACUGACGAGACACUAGCUGUUGUCAUAGCCUUCGUGUUUCAACGUCCCUCAGAAAAGAGUCGCGUCUCAGCUUAAUUUCGCGUCUAAGGGUCUGAGAGAUCCGGAUUUCACUUACAAGCAAGUCCUGGUACUACCUUGUACCCUUUCGACGUGGUACGCCAGGUAUUCUGGCUCCAACGUGUCAGACACCCGUUGCAUGCCGCUUGCCCGCGGGGGCCUAUCGCUGUCCAAACUGGUCAAUGUAAUGGUCAUCCCUCUUUGGACAUGUGGGACACACACUCUGAUUUUCACAUCGGCUUUCCAAUUCCAUCGAAGAGUCGUACCGCCCCUACGUGACCUAACACGAUUCCCAAUCUGGUUCUCAUCAUGGCCUUGCGUUUCUGGGUCUCCGGCAGCUUCUUCCGCACAACCACAUCUCUAAAGCAAGGUAAUCCGGUACGAACCGGUCUAUCCAGCCGCUACCAAUAUAUCAGGUCUCGCAUAUCUCCUGCGCUACAUAAACGUGUGGUUGAUGGUGGCACUUCUGCCAGAAAGAAGAAGGGAUUGUCAUACAUCUACCCGAUUAUGACACAUAAGACCUUUCUUCUAGCAGACAAGGACAUUGAAUUGUCUAUCCUGGCAAUUGUCUGUUUUUCAAUGCAAUGCCUGAAACUGGAUGAUCCAAAAUGGCAGACCAUAUGGUCGCCCAUCACUGUCCCUGGUGUGACAAAUCAGCCACUUUCGGCACGAUUUCUGGACGACACACAGAAAUCGUAUUCUGGGGCACCUGCAGGCGUCUGGCGUCUGAGAGACUACUGGAUUAUCCAGGAUGUACAAGGGCUUGCGGCAGUCCAGAAGUUGGAAACUAUCAACUUCCGUCCAGGCAUCGUGGUGGUACGCAAGGAUGAAGCAUAUUAUCCAUACAUCGGGUUGGUGAAGCGUGAGGAGCCUGCACUGAGUCAAUAUUCACUGAUAGAGCAACAUAGCCCCUUUUAA